AUGGCAUCUUCAAUUCUUGACCGCAAAUUGGAUCUUCUCUAUUUGGUCUAUUUCUGCUUGCAUAUCCCGGUUUUGUUCUUAAUGGAUCUCCAAUCUCUCUACCCCGCCUCUCUCACCCCAUCAUUCUUGACCGCCAUCAAAAACUACCACAUCGCCAAUUACCACGAUUUGUUCUUCGUUUCACCACCCAUUUAUUUCAAUCUAUUUGUUUGGUUGGAAUGUUUGAUUCAUUUACCUGUUAGUUUUUGGGCUAUUGGAGGAUUGUUGAGAGAUUCCCCCCGCAUCCCUCUAAUCCUUCUCCCCUACGCCCUCGAAACUUUCCUCACCACCCUCGUCUGUAUGCAUGAAUACGUUUACUGGCCCAUUCCACGUUAUCAGAAGAUUGAUUUGACUAAACUUUAUGGUCCUUAUAUUUUGUUGUCAACCGUAAUGGCCAUCGAUAUGUUCAUCCGUCUUUGGCGUAUCGUUUCCGUUUCCACCGCCGCAAAGAAAGGAAAGAAGAACAUCUAA
Messenger RNA from Botrytis fragariae, 510 nucleotides. Its product is annotated as putative sigma intracellular receptor. Lineage: Eukaryota; Fungi; Ascomycota; Leotiomycetes; Helotiales; Sclerotiniaceae. The transcript is spliced from 4 exons. The record is from RefSeq and is a predicted model, not a curated record. Gene Ontology annotation, cellular component: endoplasmic reticulum. The coding region runs from base 1 to 510 and encodes 169 amino acids.